Molecule: messenger RNA, 666 nt
Organism: Staurois parvus
Lineage: Eukaryota; Metazoa; Chordata; Amphibia; Anura; Ranidae
Source: the annotation of a GenBank genome assembly
AUGGCCUUGCCACCCACCGACAUCAACCCUGAGAUGCUGAACAAACUGCUGGACAAGUUCGGGGUUUCCAGCUGUAAAUAUGUGGAUAUGUUGGGUUUUGAAGCGGACUACCUAAAAACCUUUUCCAAACCGGUGUCUGCCCUAGUGCUUACCUUCCCACAAACACCAAAGCUUGAAGAAUUCCGAAAUAAAAAAGCUGAAGAACAGAAGGGUAAAGAGCUGAACUCUGAAGUGUAUUACUUGAAGCAGACACUUGAAAACUCCAGUGGACUUGUUGCUUUGAUUCACUCUAUAGCUAACAACAAGGAUUUUGUGAGUUUUGCUAACAAGUCUUCACUGAAGAACUUUAUUGAUAAAUCUGCUGCUGCCUCACCUGAAGAAAGGGGAAAGCUGCUGGAGAAAAAUGAGGCCUUGUUGUCAGAUUACAAGUCUGUUGCAGCUGAGGGCUUUGUCAGGCCAGAUGGUGGUGACCACUGCAAUGUAAUAGUGCUGGUUCCUGCAAAUAGACACCUAACUGAGCUUGAUGGACACCUUGAAAGACCUAUUGACCAUGGUCCACUAUCUGACUCUUUCCUGGAGAAUGCAGUCAAUGUUUGCAAGCAAUACACUGAACAGGCAAAAGACGAAAUGCGUUUUUCAGCUGUGGCUCUUGUCAAGAAUGCAUAA